This is a messenger RNA of Pseudozyma hubeiensis SY62, 924 nucleotides long. Its product is annotated as choline dehydrogenase. Gene Ontology annotation, biological process: ribosomal large subunit biogenesis. Gene Ontology annotation, cellular component: nucleolus. The record is from RefSeq and is a predicted model, not a curated record. The transcript has a single exon. Lineage: Eukaryota; Fungi; Basidiomycota; Ustilaginomycetes; Ustilaginales; Ustilaginaceae. The coding region runs from base 1 to 924 and encodes 307 amino acids.
AUGUAUUUCAAGAAGAAUCGGGUCAUCGCAGCAUCGGGUUGGGUCCGAAAUCCGAAACCUCGAAACCUCCAAAAAAUUGCCAAAACGCCUUCAACCCUGAAAUUUUUGCCCCUCCGCUGCUUCUCUCCACGCCCUCGACCGCUUCUUCCAACCCUCACACGAAGACCUUGUCCUUUUCAUUCCUCAAAGAGUACGCAAUACCCCGUUCUCCCCUGGGAUCCUGCUCUAGAUACAUCCGCGACAAUGGCCAACCCACGACAGAGACGGAAAGCCCGCUCCGGGUCCUCCAUGAAGCCCUCGCUGAACGCCAAAAAGCAGAUGAAGAAAAAACUCUCGCGCGCUCCCACCAUCCACGGCGCCGACGUGCUCAAGGACAACUACGAUCCCAAACUCACCUUGCGACAGAACUACGCUCGACUCGGUCUCAUCCCUUCGCUCGACGUGAGACCCGACACUGGUGGUGUCGAACGCAUCCCGUCUUCCUCCUCUACCUCGGCGGAAAACGGUGCGGUGGUCAGAAAGGGUAUGGCCAGAGUUGUCCGAGAUGAAGCCGGAAACAUCGUCGACAUCCUCGAACCGGAAGACGAUCAGGACGAAGAGACGGCGUGGGGAAAACCCAUGUCUUCCAGCAUCGCAGACCGCGACGACGUCGAAACCUACAUGCCCCCUACCACCAUUCCCCGAAAAGGUGGCAACAAGACGGUGGAGGCGCUGGAAGAGAUGGCGAGCAAAGCAGCUCCCGUAAAGCGACACUCGAGUCAGCUGGAAUCCCAAUGGCUGGUAGAUCUCGUACGCAAGUAUGGAGAGGAUACAGAGGGUAUGGCGAGGGAUAGGAAGUUGAACCCGUGGCAAAAGACGGAGGGGGAGAUCAAGCGGGCGAUCAAGAAAGCAGGUGGGGUUGAGGCGUUGAGAGGCUCGGAGUAG